UGCUGCUUUGCCUAAGACCUACUUAUUAUUAUUUUUUUUCUUUGUCAGCUGCCUGUAAUAUCAAUCACGGAGCUGAGAUCUAUUUAUAGGUUGGGACUCAGAGUGCUGUGUCCUCAGUUACAAAGAGAGCCAGAGACACGGAAGGGACUCCUGAUUUGUGCAAGCAGAACUGAAAGAUACUCACUCAGCAACACCUGAGAGAAAAGUCUCCCCUACCUUGAGGGUUUCUUAGCCCAAAGCAUUGUGGAAGGGAAUGGAUUGAGAAUAGACAGAGGCGGCGUAUCUUGUCCGAUUCUGCACUGCUGGCUACUAGGCAGAAUGUCCACAGAUGAGCGGCACUUGACCUCCAGUUGUGGAUCUUUCAUCAAGACUGAGCCAUCCAGUCCAUCCUCUGGAAUUGACGCCAUUAGCCAUCACAGUCCUAGUGGCUCAUCUGAUGCCAGUGGUGGUUAUGGCAUCACUAUAGGUGGCCAUUCUAAUGGCCUGGACUCACCACCCAUGUUCGGCAGCGCAGGGAUUGGUGGUGGGCCUUGCCGCAAGCGAUAUGACGACUGUGCCAGUGCUAUUAUGGAAGAUUCACCCACUAAAUGCGAAUAUAUGCUCAAUGCCAUCCCAAAAAGGCUAUGUCUAGUGUGUGGGGACAUUGCAUCUGGAUAUCACUAUGGAGUGGCCUCUUGUGAAGCAUGCAAAGCCUUCUUCAAGCGGACAAUUCAAGGGAACAUUGAAUAUAGUUGUCCAGCUACCAAUGAGUGUGAAAUCACAAAACGGAGGCGCAAAUCCUGUCAGGCCUGUCGUUUUAUGAAAUGCCUCAAAGUGGGGAUGCUGAAAGAAGGAGUGCGUUUGGAUCGAGUGCGUGGAGGCCGCCAGAAGUACAAAAGAAGACUGGACUCUGAAAGUAGUACUUAUCUGAGUUUACAGAUUUCCCCUCCGGCCAAAAAACCAUUGACUAAAAUAGUCUCCCACUUACUGGUGGCAGAGCCAGAGAAGAUUUAUGCUAUGCCUGACCCUACCAUGCCGGAAAGUGACAUCAAAGCAUUGACAACGCUCUGUGACUUGGCAGACAGAGAACUUGUUGUGAUCAUUGGCUGGGCAAAGCACAUCCCAGGAUUUUCUAACCUUUCUUUGGGAGACCAGAUGAGCUUACUGCAGAGUGCCUGGAUGGAAAUCCUCAUUCUGGGCAUUGUGUAUCGCUCAUUACCGUAUGAGGAUAAACUGGUCUAUGCUGAAGAUUACAUCAUGGAUGAGGAACAUUCACGUUUGACGGGGCUCUUGGAGCUCUAUUUGGCCAUCCUGCAGCUGGUGCGGAGGUACAAAAAGCUGAAGGUGGAGAAGGAAGAGUUUGUCACUCUGAAGGCCCUGGCUCUCGCCAAUUCAGAUUCAAUGCACAUAGAGGACAUGGAGGCAGUGCAGAAACUACAAGAUCUUCUCCAUGAAGCCCUUCAGGACUACGAGCUGAGUCAACGUCAUGAGGAACCACGACGUGCAGGAAAGCUGCUGCUGACCCUGCCUCUCCUGCGGCAAACAGCUGCCAAAGCUGUGCAGCACUUCUACAGCAUCAAACUGCAAGGCAAAGUCCCCAUGCACAAACUCUUCCUUGAGAUGCUCGAGGCCAAGGUCUGAUGUGCCCAGCCCCACCUGGAGAGCCCAGGAAACAAACUGGAAAGAGAAGCAGCCGUGGAGGAAACCAAAAAUGGCAGCUGGCUUUUAUUUUCAAUCAUUUACGUGGAGGAAUUAUUUAACGCUCAUCUGGCAGCCUGCCAUCUGAAGAUUAUCAUGUACAGAGAUGGAAACUCUUUUAAUCAAGUUUUUUUUUUUUUUUAAAUUGGUGGGAAAUUCGCAACUAAGCUCUUGCACUUGCAGAGGGAACCAAGGAAAAUUUGGAGUUCUUGAGCAGUGAUGCUCUUUGCACUAUCUAGGGCAGCUGAUUCCUAGCUUUUUCCACCUUCUAAUGAAAGGAUGUGGAGAUCUGAAGCAGGAAAUGGUGGGGUUAAAAAAAUACAGCAUUUAUAGCAUGGUGGUAUGAGAGGAUUUUUUUAAAAAAUGUGGGCAUCAGUAGACCUGGCACUUGAUAAAGUGUGUCAAGGCACAGGACUAUGUGCCAGUUGCUUCUUUGGAAAGGAGCACCUUCAGUCCAAAUUCAAGUUAUUUGUAAUGUGUACAUAGAGGCCUAUUUCCUACUGGGAAGAGCAGGUGUGACUGUGUAAGAUAUUCUGUGAUCUUGAGCAUCUGGCUUUUCCUAUUCUUGUGCAAUCAGAACAUUCUCAGUGGUAGUUGCUACACAAGCUGGAGAUACGAUACAUUCUGGGGAGAGAAAGGUCUUACAGUUUCAGAGGAUGCAGAGAGAACAAGUCCACACCCUGUCGUUUUCCCCCCAAAAAAUUUCCAGCACAAUUCCUUUCUUCUCCUAUAUGUGAUAUUAUUUUUAAAACCUCUAAUCUCCUCCUUUCUUCAACACCUGGCAUGAAUCUCAAGACUCAGACUGCUCACAACAAUCAAGCCAAAAUGAUAACGUGUCCUGAUAGGGCUUUUGUUCAGCUCUUUCAGCAAAUCCUGAUAUUAGAUAGAUCCUUUCAUGGAUUAGGAAAAAAUAUCUCAAACCUUAAUAUGGACUCAUGUUCCAUAUUAAGGGAAUUACCGGUAUAUCAAAUUCCUUAAGGGAAAUGUUUAAUACUUAUUCUCUUAUUCUUUAGCCAUUUGUUUGAAUCCAAUCUAAAUAGCUGCGUGUAGGGAAAUAAAUUAUUUUCAGGCUAAGACAAAAUCAGCAGUAUAUGGGGAUGGCUUCUAUCUCUCUUCCUUUCUAUCACAAUCCUACUUCCUAGAAAACUGCCAUUGGGAGGACAGAUAGCUCUUGCCAGAGUUUGGUCACAAGAAAAGCAGAAGUUGUCCAGCCUUAGUUGCAGACCUAACUCUCAGUUCUUAUGAAUGCCAGGUUAAACUUUGCUGGUAUGUUUUCCCUCACCAGGAGAAAGAUGGUAGAAGUAGAGCCUCAUGGUCAUCAAAAAUUGUCUUCCAAGUUGACCUGGGUCCAGAUUAUCCCUUUGGGAGAUUAGUUGAAUUUCAUCAAAUCACCCCCUGGAACCAAAAGCACAGCUAAUAUCUUUUCUCCUAAUUUGUAAUAUUUCAACAGAAGGCGAUCGUAUUUGGGUUUGUGUUUUCAGACACCUUUUGAGUGUCAGCAAUUAAUUACACUCAAAGAGCCAAGGUAACAAAACAAAUGAAGUUGGUUUAGAAAAGGAGUUUGACACACACACACACACACACACACACACACACACACACACACACACACACACUAACUAUCAUAUACACACUCCAAAACCCCAAUAAAAGCAAUAAAAGACAUAAUUGGGGGGGGGGAGCCUAUUGCCAAGUGGAUGUUAUGCUUCCCAUCUUCCCAUCUCCUCUCCAUAGGCAAUGAGAAAAGAGGCUUUAACCUUUGUAUUUUUAAUUAAUCUCUGCUAUUUUGAGAUUGUAGUCCAAAGGAUUUUAAAAAAAAAAUAAGAUAAAGAGGGGAAAACAAGAGAACACUAAGUUGUGCAAAAUGUUCUUCAUAAAAAAAGUAUUGCUAUGCUACCCACUGGCAACUAUUUGUGGCCAAAGUCCAUUAAAAUAGUAGAAUCUUGUUAUAUUGUCCUGGCAGUUUUGUUUGGGGAAGUGUAAACCUCACUUCUAGAGGAAUGGCAAAGGAUGCGCUGAUUCAUUUUUACUCUUCAAAGUUUGAAAUUUCGUUCCUCUCUUCACAUAGGGUGAAAGGAGAGAGAAGUUCUUUCCACGUAAUUCCAGUGUGUUCCCUUACUGCUUCUAUUGUCCUAACAACAGUUUUUCUCCAAGACAGUAAUCAUUGGUGGAAGAAAAAACAGGCUACCUGUUCCUCAUAUAGAAGUUCCCAGGUAUAUCCUUUGGUGCCUCUGUUUGCAGAUGUGAAAAUCCACUGAAGGAGAUUUUUGAGAGCCACUGCCAAAGAUUAGAUGCUGGGUCAGCUGGAGCAAUAGUCUGAUUUCAUAAGAUAAUUUCUUUAUUCAUGACCUAAUGUUACAGGCACGGUUUAAAUUUCAGUUGAGAGGUAUAUUUCAAAGGCAUGUCCAAGAAGUAUUCCUCCUUGUCACUUAGAGAAAAUAAUAAUAAUAAAAAAAUCAAACAGGAAGGAGGAAGAUCAAUGUAGAAACUAUUAUUGCUUGUUCCUGCACUGAUGAAACUAUGAUUUGCUUCACAAAUUUUUUAAGCCACAAUUUCCUUCAUCAUUCUAUCUUGAGUAAGUCUGAGUUUAAAUCAUAUGGCAUUUUUAAGGCAAAACCAGACAAGUUAAAUCAAUUAACCAGUGGAACAACUUACCUCCAGAAGUUGUGAAUUCUCCAACACUGGAAAUUUUUAAAGAAGAGAUUGGACAAUCAUUUGUCUGAAAUGGUAUAGGGUUUCCUGCCUGAGCAAGGGGUUGGUUAGACAACCUCCAAGGUCCCUUCCAACUCUGUUAUUCUAAUUCUAAAUACAGAUGAUGUCACAUUAUGAUUUAGUACAAUGUGUGAACCUAUUUUUUCAUUGUACAUAACUUGUAGUCAUUUGUAAGCUAAAAUAAAAUCUCUUCACCUUAAAUUUAACUCCUAGCGACUUGAUGGGUGCAUUCUCCAUAGUUUUCUUAGUAGUAAUAUGGAAGUGGCUUUUUUUUUGGCUUCCAGUCUAACCUACAUUUCUGGGAUUUGCUGGGAAUCUGAUAUCCAAUUACUUAUCACCUUUGAUCUUAAAUCACUUUUGAGAUCAGUUAAGAUUGCCUAGCCCUGCAACUGACUGGGGCCAUUCUUAACCUACCCAGACCCACAAUUUCCAGCAUUCAAUUGUCAGUAACAGCAGAAUCUCUGACUCUGACAUGGAAGAAAACUGGGCUCAUAUCUUUGAGCCAUCUAGAAUAUAUUCUACUGAUGUACAAUAUGUUUUAGAAGAAAUGAGGAUCCUGUUUCUCUGCUAUUCACUGGGCCUUUUUAGGAUCAUUAAAACUGACAGCUGCAACACUCUAGUAAAUAGACCAUAUAAUAUUCAGUGAACAUAAGAGAACAAGAAAAAGAAAAGCAUUUUCCUUCGUAUUUGUAGGUGAUCCAGUCUGCCUUAUAUAGGAUAUAAGGGGGCUUUUGCAGCAUGUUUUGGUUUAGCAUGUUCAGUCAUGUCCCAAAGGAAGACUACAAUAGUUUGCCACAGCAGCGAUUUCUGAGGGGCUGAAUACCCUCAACCAGCAAUAGAGAACAGGCAAUCCCAUACGGAAGUGUAUUUGUGAAUGUGCAAAGAUAUAUUUUGUUUUUUACAGCAGUUUAAACAAUCUUGCAUAUACAAUGGUUCAGUGUGAGGAAAGUCUCUUUAAGUACAAGAAUGGUUUGUUAUCUGCAAGUACAAUUAUAGCUUCCAUGGAGUAGGCAAUUCAGAAAUCUUAUCCAAAUGCUAAUCCAGGAUUAGAUUAGGACAAGGCAUGCAGGUAAGUGCCCUCAUUAGGAUAUAGUGAUGACGCUAGCAAAACUCUGCACCUUCCCAAAGAGGUGUAUCAUUCUUCUUCUGAGCCUACACCCAAAUCCUGUGAUGUACUCUCUCCCUUCCAAAGCUUUGCGUAUUUAUACACAGACAAUAGUUGUCUGUGAAACAUAACCUUUUCUGUGAGCCCAGAAGGCAACAGAUGCUGCUCUUGUUUUACAUUCCUCUCUGGAAACAGAGAUCUCUGGCCUUGAAUAGGGGGGGGGAAAUCACUUCCUUGGUUUGAUGGAGAUCAAUUCAGAUCAUUCAUUCCACUUGUAUCUGAGAAAUAAUGGGCAUUACUUUGGAGUGGAAUGUAAAGGAACUCCAAACCCCCAGCCAAACAAUACUGUUUAUGCCAAAUAGGGGUUAUUGUAUUGUUCUUCAUAACUAGAUGCCCAUUCUGAAAUUGUUAAAACUGUAUUUAGAAACCAAGCUAAAACAACUCUAAAAGAAGAGGGGAAAGGGGGGAGAUUAUAAAGAAAGACUGAAGAAUGUAAGCGGUUGAAUUUUUUACAUGUUCAAGCUGUGUUUCCAACUUGUAGCCAUUCUUUAAUGAAUGUGGCCCAAACCAGGCUCAGCUCCUAUAGCUUGAUGCUUAAGACACACCCCUCCCUCUAAAAUGGGAAGCUUGUGCAAAUUUAAGCAAAGUGUCACAGUUCAGAAGCAAAAUCAACAAUAUCUACUCAAUUACUAUUCUCUUUGUGGGGGGAGAAAAAGGCCCUGUUUAAAUUUAAAAAAUGUAUUCUUGUGCUGCAGAUAAUUUCAAACAAACUGAGAAAUAAAACAAUG
Molecule: messenger RNA, 6282 nt
Organism: Pantherophis guttatus
Lineage: Eukaryota; Metazoa; Chordata; Lepidosauria; Squamata; Colubridae
Source: RefSeq, a predicted model, not a curated record